AUGCCUCUCCAUAGUCUUGGCCUCCGCACACCAAGUGUGCUGAACACCGUCUUCGCCGCGCAGGCUUUGUUUCUGCUAGCAAAUGGCGUGUACACAAUCUCCUGCCCUACGGCAGCCGCCAGCAUCCCUGACUCACCUAUGACUGGAGUUCCCGAACACAUGGUCCAAGCUAUGGGAAUCACCUCUCUGUCCAUCGGUACCGUGUAUGCAAUUGCGAUAUACCAGCGGAAUUUGCUUAUCAUGUUGUCUUCUUUGCCUGGUCGCCUUUUUGCAGCCUUUAUUUUCAAUCGCAAUGGAGGAGGGUGGAAGCAGGUAGCCAUUUUCGAAACUACCAUGGCGUUCGUGACUGGUGCUGCUCUUCUCUGGGAUCACUAUGCUUGA
This is a messenger RNA of Penicillium brevicompactum, 381 nucleotides long. RefSeq lists its product as uncharacterized. The record is from RefSeq and is a predicted model, not a curated record. The transcript has 2 exons. The coding region runs from base 1 to 381 and encodes 126 amino acids. Lineage: Eukaryota; Fungi; Ascomycota; Eurotiomycetes; Eurotiales; Aspergillaceae.